GUGGAGGUGACAGGCAGGAGCCUGGAGCUGACAUUGAGCCCCCCAGUGCAGCCCAUGUCUUGCCCCACCACCCCUGACAGCCCUGUGGGGCUGAAGUGUUUUGCCAAAGCUUCCCACAACACCACCCCAACACCCACCUCAGGAUCCCCCACAUCAUCUACCCCACAGGAUGGAGGAGAAACCCCCUGCCCCCCCCAGGGAGGCCUGGGAGGAGGACAGCUCUUCCCAGGACAGCAACUCUUCGCAGCCCCAGCUCUUCUACGACACAAGCACGAUGCAGCCACUGCAGCUUGAUGCCAGCUGGUUGCCUAUAUACAAAGAAUCAGAGGAAGCUGUGGAUUUCAUCGUGGCGUUUUUCAGCAGGCUUGACAAGGACUUGCACAAGUUCACAUUUCUGAAGAGCACCUAUGUCCUGUGCAAAACUGCCUUGAAACACGGCAUGACCCAGGGCCUGGAUUUAUUCUGCCAAACAUGUGAAGUGGUAGAGAAUAUCAAGGAGCUCCUGGAAAAGGAGCCAAGGGACCGUCUGUCCUCACACAUCCGGUACCUCGCCAUGAUUACCAUCGAUGAAUUAUGCUUGGUGGAGAAUGUGUUGGAGGGCAAAACCAAAAGCCUCCUCUCUGCCUGUUUCUCCAGUGUCUUCUUGCUUCCCUCAGAAAGGGAAAUGCCACACCAGAGUGCUGCCCUCUACACCAAGACCCUGAAAUCCAUGGACAAAAUGCUGAGGACAGUGGUGCUCAGCUUUCCUGUCUCCAGUGUCAGCAAGGAGCUGCAGGACAUCUUUGAGCUGCUGCUGGAAUUCACCAAAUCCCAGAGGGAAGUUGUGCGGGACAGAGCUGUGGGGAGGAUUGGUAUCCUGACCAAUUUGCUGUCCAGCUAUUCCACUCUGAAGGCCUCUGUCAACAUUGGAAGAGACACUUCUGGACCCAUCUGCCCUGAGGACAUCUCAGUCCCAGCCAUAGGAAGGCUGGUGGGACGUCUCAUUCUUUUCCGAUAUUCCAAUGAACAAACAAGCUAUACAGCUUUCCAUGCUCUUUUUUCCCUUGCUGAAUUCCUCUACAAGGCAAGGCCAAGGGAUGGGUCAGACCAAUUCACUUGGGAAGCUGUGACCACGUCGUCGCUGUGUUCCCUGAGCACCAGAGACUGUACCCAGGCCUUUGGGAAAUACCUCCAUUCUAGAGAGAGGACAGAUGUCAUCCUCGAGGCCAUUGAGGCAAUGAGAGAUGCCAGCAUCCUUGACAAGCAGGUACCCAGCAGCAUGCUGGAUGUGGCCAUGGAAUACCCCGACUUCUGGCUGACAGAUGUGCCAAAAAUAGUGAACUGCAUCCUAGAAAACCUGCCAUACAUCACCACAGAGUCAGGCUAUAGGACAGUUGAGUCACUGUUUCUCCUGAUGACUCAUAACUAUGGCUCAGCAGUGGUCAUCAGCCUGUGUGAGAUGGCUCUUCAACAAGACAGCGGUGUGCAGGAGCUGUGCAACACUCUGUCCUCCAUGCCAGAGAUUCUGAAGGGGGUCAUAACAGAGUUUGCUACCUUGUUCCGGAACCAGUGGUGCAACCCUCCCAGAGAAGGCAGCCUCAUCUCUCACAGAGCUCCGUCCUCGGGGCAGAUUGACUUGGAGGAGUUGGGUGACAAGCACAAUGUCUGGAGUGAUCAGGGACAUCCUGAUGUGGUGAUGGCCUUCCUGAUGCUGGAAGUCCUCGUUGGGCUGUCGGAGAGAGCCGAGAUGGCAAAAGAAAUUGAAGCCUUCCUGCCAAGCCUGAUGAAAAUACUGGAAGUUGGCAGUGAAGAAGAGAAGCUGAAGAUCGUUGUGGUCUUCCGAAACGUCCUGGGCCAGAUGAAGAAGUCCAAGGCCAGCUCCAUGGCUGUGGCGCUGGUGGGGAAGAUCCUGCCCCUCUCUGACUCGGAGUGCGGCCGGCUGCGAGAGCUCUCCCUCUGGCUGCUCAGAGACCUGCUGAGGUCCGUGGUGAGUAGGGAUGAGAGGAGCAUGAGGAGGGAGAUUCAGAGGGCACUGAUCCCGCUCCUCUUCCGUCUGAACGACCAGCUGCCCAGCGUGGCCAAGGCCUCUGGGGAAGCCCUUUUUGCUGCUGCAGAGCUUCUCAAAUGGAAGGAGCUCAAGCACCUGCUGCAGAAAGAGCGGAUGUGGGAGCUUGGAGAAUGCUUGUUGAUGAAGAAGAGGAGCAGGGCUGAAGAGUACAUGGAACAGAGCCUGCCCUACCUGAGGGACCCUCAGUCCUCCGUGCGCCUGGCGGCCGUCAGGUUCCUGGGGAGCGCCACCAGGCACAUGAGGGACCAGGAUUUAGAGACUCAGGCUCAUAUCCUCAGUGCCCUUCAGCCCUUGGAGACAGACAGGGAUAUCUCUGUCAGUUCCCUGGCAGCCCACACGGGCUCCAUCCUGAGAGCUCCAAGGGUGCAGCGGCGAAGAUCUUGGGUCAUCCUACAGACGCUGUGCUGCUGGUGCCGGUGAGCUCAGCAGAGCUGCAGCUUUCUGUGGAUUAAUAAAGGUGGAAAAACACACCC
Oenanthe melanoleuca is the source of this 2520-nucleotide messenger RNA. RefSeq lists its product as uncharacterized. The transcript has 19 exons. The coding region runs from base 170 to 2467 and encodes 765 amino acids. Gene Ontology annotation, cellular component: cytoplasm. Lineage: Eukaryota; Metazoa; Chordata; Aves; Passeriformes; Muscicapidae. The record is from RefSeq and is a predicted model, not a curated record.